Eufriesea mexicana is the source of this 1843-nucleotide messenger RNA. RefSeq names its product mitoferrin-1. Gene Ontology annotation, molecular function: ferrous iron transmembrane transporter activity. The coding region runs from base 745 to 1773 and encodes 342 amino acids. The record is from RefSeq and is a predicted model, not a curated record. Gene Ontology annotation, cellular component: mitochondrial membrane. The transcript is spliced from 6 exons. NCBI's taxonomy places the organism in Eukaryota, Metazoa, Arthropoda, Insecta, Hymenoptera, Apidae. Gene Ontology annotation, biological process: iron import into the mitochondrion.
CAAUGAUCUUCAAUUGAUGCCGAAAUGACACUAUUGAAGUCGUCGACACUCAGGAACGGCUGCAAUUUUUAUCUAAGUCGAAACACUUGUACUUUUAGGCUCAAUUGAUUUUACGAGCACUCUAUAUCAUUCAAACUAUAUACCGUACUAUACAUGCAUAGAAUGCUUGUACAGUGAUCAGACUACUUAUUAAGCUCACUACUGCUGCGUACAUACUACACGCACCAACCACGUGGUUGAAUAUGACGCAUGCGUAACACGUGCGCGUGAACCUAACCUCAUUGAAUGAAUGUAUGACGAUCCGUAACCGUAUCGCGAAGAAUGCCAGUAUGUAUCGAGUUCCGUAACGAUUCGAAUAAACAAUCAGACGUAAAUGCCAUGUGUCCCUGUAUUUCAAGAAAGUAGUGUAAGCAAAUAUAAUUUGUUUGCGGCACAAAUACCUGGAGGGGACUAUACAUUGUAAAUUUACUUAUCGGGGGUAGCAGCCUUUUCAAUUUCAAUACGGUUCCAUUAAGAUACGAUCAACGAGUACGAUUACAUUUCAUUAUUUCGAGAAAACGAAUAUUAUUUUUAUAACCUUUUGAAUGAAUGUUUCGACGAUUACGAAGCAAAUGUUGCUACAUAAACAGUAAUUUGGCAUCAAUUAUUGCCAAAAGCGUGUUGUCUGCUUCAAAAGAGUGCAUACAGAAAUUGCGGCGUUUUAAAGCCGUGAACUGGAAAUUGCGUUAAACAUCUUCAGAAAAUAUGAAUGCGGAAGUUUAUGAGACUUUGCCUACGUCUUCUGUGGCUGUGCACAUGACAGCAGGUGCAUUCGCCGGAAUUAUGGAACAUUGUGUGAUGUAUCCACUUGACAGUGUUAAGACAAGAAUGCAAGCAUUAACACCGUCUUCAACUGGAGGUGGUGGAGUAAGAACAGUUUUGAGAAAAAUGAUACAACAAGAAGGUUUCUUGAGACCAAUUCGUGGUAUAACUGCAGUGGUUGUAGGAGCUGGUCCAGCACAUGCAUUAUAUUUUUCAUGUUAUGAAUUUGUUAAAAAUAGACUCUUAAGUUCAAGAACACAUCCCGAAUUAAAUGUAGCUGUAUAUGGAACUGCCGGUUGUGUGGCAACACUACUGCAUGAUGGUAUAAUGAAUCCAGCAGAAGUGGUCAAACAGCGGUUGCAAAUGUAUAACUCUCCUUAUCGAAAUGUUGCAACAUGUAUAAGAAAUAUAUAUAAAAAUGAAGGUGUAUACGCAUUCUAUAGAAGUUACACGACACAAUUGACUAUGAAUGUGCCUUUCCAGAUGAUUCAUUUUAUUACUUAUGAAAUUGCACAAGUUUUUACGAACCCUGAUCACAUUUAUAAUCCUAUAGCACAUAUGAUAUCAGGUGCAUUAGCAGGAGCUAUUGCUGCUGCAGUCACAACGCCUUUAGAUGUUUGUAAAACACUUCUAAAUACACAAAGUGGUGUGCAGACUCAAGGCAUGAUAGAUGCUUUUAAAACAGUUUAUAGAUACGGUGGUUUACGUGGUUAUUUUCGUGGACUAAAUGCUCGUGUUCUUUAUCAAAUGCCUGCAACCACUAUCUGUUGGUCAACGUAUGAGUUUUUUAAAUAUAUACUUCAUGAAAAACAAGAUGAUGGAUAUCGUGGAUUAGAAAUUGAAACUGAUUUUUCAAGUGGAAUAAAUCAUAACCAAGGUUCUUCUACUAGGACUAGUCAUGUUCAAGAUGUGAGUGUAUAUCUUAACCAAAAUGCUCCAACUUCAAUAUUACUUGAUGUGACUACAAGUUAGGUAUUUUUGAAUCCUUUAUUCACACCAUUUAAAUUGCAUUAAAGAACUAUCGAAUGGUGAGCAAAGUAUC